Vicia faba (fava bean) is the source of this 1812-nucleotide messenger RNA. Lineage: Eukaryota; Viridiplantae; Streptophyta; Magnoliopsida; Fabales; Fabaceae. The record is from the annotation of a GenBank genome assembly.
AUGGUUCGAGAACACCGAGUCGACUCGUUCUACGCCAAACUCCGCCACUCAGCCCACUCCUCCUCCUCCUCCUCCCCCGUCCUCAUCUUCCCUUCAACCUCCGAUGUCGAUUCCCUCUGCGCACUCAAAAUCAUUUUCAAAAUCCUCGAAUCCGAUUCCAUUCAAUACGCUUCUUACCCUGUUUCUUCCUUCAGCGAGAUUCACACUUACGCAACUGCAUCUCAAAACGACGGUCCCAUCUCCGUCGUUUUAAUCAACUGGGGCUGCCACAAAGAUCUUCGCAAAAUCUUGAAACUAGGUCCAAACGCUCGUAUCUUCGUUAUCGAUAGUCACCGUCCGAUUCAUCUUCAUAAUCUCAGUGACCAAAACCACGCCGUCGUUGUUUUAUUCACUCAAGAAGAUGAGAAACAAGCAGAUCUGGCUUAUGACUUCGAGUUUCCGCUUACCGCAUUAGCUAAUGCUUCUACAACUAUUGAUUCAGACUCGGACUCAUAUUCCGAGUCUGACUCGGACUCGGACUCUGACUCCGAGUCUGAUUCGGACGAAGAAAAUGGAUCGGGAAAUAAAAGAAAAAGAAAACGGGAUUCUGAAGAUGGUGAGAAAGAUGAAGAAAAACAUGAAGAUGCGGUUAAGCUCUAUAGAAAGAGGAAGAGAGAGUAUUAUGGAUUGGGAACUUUUCAUGGGAAGCCUUCUGGGUGUUUGAUGUAUGAGCUAGCUCAUUUUCUGAGGAGGAAUACUGAUGAAUUGCUUUGGUUAGCUUGUGUUGCGUUGACGGAUCAAUUCGUGCACGAGAGGCUGAGUGAUGAGAGGUAUAGUGAUGGUGUUAUGGAGUUGGAGCAGUAUAUUAAUAGUUCGGGUAAUUUGGAUGCGGUGAAUUCUGUUACGCUUAAGGAUGGAACGAAGAUUAGGGCGCCGAAUUCUUCGCGAAUUGCUUAUGAGGAUGAGCCAAAGCUUAUGCUGUUGCAGGAGUGGAAUUUGUUUGAUUCGAUGCUUUGUAGUUCAUAUAUUGCUACAAAGUUGAAGACUUGGAGUGAUAAUGGAAUGAAGAAGUUGAAGCUUUUGUUGGCGAGGAUGGGGUUUGCGCUUACGGAUUGUCAGCAGAAGUUUCAGUAUAUGAACGUUGAGGUAAAGAGAAAGAUGAAGCGGGAGUUUGAGAAGUUUUUGCCUGAGUAUGGGCUUACUGAUCUUUAUUAUCGGGGUUUUUUGCGGAUUCAUGGUUAUAGUUCGAGAGUUUCUGCUGCUGAUGUUGUUUAUGGUGUUACUGCACUGUUGGAAUCGUUUGUGAAUUCAGAUGGGUCUUGUGCUUCAAUGCAGUUCAAUGUGGCGUUUGAUGCUCUUUCGUUGAACAAUGUUGAUAAACUCAAAGCUGGGAUGCAACAAGCUAUUAAGGUUCAGAGAUCGAUAUUGAGGCAGGGGAGUCUCGCGAUUAUGAAGAGCGGUUGUAUUAGAAGUGGAAGGAAGUUUCGAUGGGUGAAGCUUGAGGAUUCGACGGAUUCUAAAUUGUUGGGGUACCCUCAAGCUUUGACAAAGUUUUGUUAUUUUCUAAUGGAUGCUUUGAGAGAAAAGGGUGCGAGGAUGAAGCCUUUGAUUUGUGCUUGUGUAUCUCAGGAUCCAAAUAAAGUUCUUAUUGUUGGGGUUUGCGGGAGGCCUCGUUUGGCUGCUGCUCAAGGGAAUGCGUUUGGGGUUGCGUUUAGAAGUGCGGCUGAGGACGUUGAAAGUGAGUUUUUCCAUGAGAUGUUUGAGUCAUCUUGGAUUGUGUUAGAAUCUAAAUUUCUUAAUUCUUUCAUGGUUAAGUUGACCGAGAAACUUUGA